CGAUUCCACUCCUCUCCACCUGGCUCCACCUGGGCCGCGCUCCGCGCUCCGCCGCUGCAGUCAGUAGCCAGUGGGCCGUUGGACCUGACUUGCAGUGGCAGUGCCGGCAGUGCUCGCACCUCCCGAAGGACCAACCAGCAGAAACCAUGGCAGCCACCCUGUGCUUGAAUGUCGCUGCCGUGCUGGUGCUGCUGGCGGUGACGGCCACCGCGCGACCCCAGGUCGACGUGCAGUUCCCCUUCGGCAGCGUCAACGUCAACAAGGCCCUGGGCACGGUGGACGUGCAGCACCCCGCGGGCACCGUCAACGUCAACAAGGGCCUCGGCACGGUGGACGUGCAGCACCCCGCGGGCACCGUCAACGUCAACAAGGCGUCUUCGUCCACGUCAUCGCUGACGUCGUCCUCGGGGUCCGCGCCGAACCCCGGUAACGAGUUGUUCGCGCUCAUCGCCAGGCUGCUGAGCGGCGGCGGCGGCGCGCUGGCCGCGUCCUCGACGCGCUCGGCGGCCAGCGACGGCGAGAAGGUCGCGGAGGCCAACUUCCCCGGCGGCGCCGUGAACGUGCGCAAGGCGGCGGCCACCGGGGCCAAGCAGGUGGACGUCGCGUACCCCGGCGGCUCCGUCAACGUGGGCAGGAACGAGGUGACGGGCCGCAAGAAGGUGGACGUGGCCUUCCCCGGGGGCUCCGUCAACGUGGGCACCAAGGGCGACAACGUGGACGUCGCCUUCCCCGGCGGCUACGUCAAGCUGGACCCCAAGGUGCCCGGCCAGCGGCGCAGCGGCGUCGUCGUCUUCCCGUUCGGUUCAGUGCGCUUCGGCUGAGCACCGAGCAGGCCCGGCCAUGCAGGAGCACGCGCCCGCCCGGGCCGGGCCUGCCAGAGGACGGCAACUGUGUCUGUGAUCUCAAACUCGAAACGAAUUGAAAGGAAGCCGUUAGUGGUUCGUUGAGGCGAGGUGCGAAGUGCGCCCGGCGACCACAGCGACAUCGACGGCAUCCAAGAAGCAGUGUCGUGCGGUUCCGGCCGUCCGACGCGGCAGCCGCCACGCGUUAUGGCUCAGGGGCGUUGUGGCAGCCAAUUGGCUGAUGACAACGGGAUGGCGCGCUAGCGUGGCUGGCGCGCUUCGCUGAGCCCGUCUCGUUCUCGUGCACCGGCUGCCUGCACCUCGCCCUUUUAUCGUUAUUGCAUUUUGGCGUGAAGGUUGAGCGGGUUGCCCUUGCACUCGGCCCAAUGUCGCUCGACCAAUGUCACUCCACCAACGUCGCUCGCUUUCUGCCACCUUUAUUUUAUCGCCGGAGAAGGCGUUCGCUUAAUUUAUGUUGUUUGCUCACUUGAUGUAAAAUAAACGAGACGAUUUAUUUCUACCUUGAA
This is a messenger RNA of Thrips palmi, 1369 nucleotides long. RefSeq lists its product as uncharacterized. NCBI's taxonomy places the organism in Eukaryota, Metazoa, Arthropoda, Insecta, Thysanoptera, Thripidae. The record is from RefSeq and is a predicted model, not a curated record. The transcript is spliced from 2 exons. The coding region runs from base 147 to 821 and encodes 224 amino acids.